CGCGUCUCUUUCCAGCCAAGAUCAGCCAGGUUCAUCGCCUUGGCUUGCAAAGAGCGAUCUGCCAUGUCGUCAAGCGCAUCAACAUCGACAGCAACACCUGGGCCCGCUGACAACUCCACCUGGACCUGGACACAGGUUCGGCCUGCGAAGCGAAAACUCGACCCUGACUCCGAUACCGACACCAACAGCCCGGUGACUGCCUCGGGCUGCCAUGAGAAGCCGGCUCGCCCAACCAAGCGCAUCAACUGGGCCAAGGCGGAUGCAGACCCGGUGCGAACAGAUGGCGAGCAGCCGCCGAAAGCAAUCGACGAUGUGGAAAAGGUCGACUCUGAUCUUGAGCCCAUGAAGGAGUAUGGCAAAAUCAGCCAGGAGGACCUUAACUACCAUGCCGAGAGGGCAAAAGUCUCUGGCAAGAGAUUCCAGCUCGUCUGUCGGCUGACGCCCACUUGCUGCCAGCUAGGCCCCUUUGCCUCCAUGAGCGAAUACGACUUUCACCAUGACAUUGCCCACAACCACCGAUGCUCGAUAUGCAGGCGCUAUCUGCACACCGAGCAGCUCUUGCACCUGCAUCUUCUCGAAGUUCAUGACUCGUUCUUUGCCGUCCUUGCAGAUCGUGCGCCAUCGUACGAGUGCUACGUCGAGGGCUGCCCCGUCAAGAGCCUGUCACCACAGAGUCGUCAGCACCAUCUGAUCGAGCAGCAUCGAUUCCCUGCCGACUUUCAUUUUGACGUUGUGCUGGGAUCAGCAAAAGCCCUCAGCGAGAAACCGCGAGGCCCUGGGCGGCGAGCCAGCGGUCACCAUAGCAAGCAUGGGCACUCCGACGUCAUAUUCCAUCCCGGGACGAAGCGGCGAGAAAAGGGCAAGUCUGAGCCGAAUGUAUCGAUGGAGUGCAAUAACGAUCGCGAGCCAAAGCCCGAUGGCGAUGUCUUGAUGGGAACCGAGACAGAAGCCGCUGUUGUCAUUGCCGAUCUACAAACCAAGAUGCUGGCAGCGAUGGACCAAGCGGUCAAAGUUGAUAUGGCAGCUGGUGACAGAAAGCCGACCGUAAGCAAAAAUCGCCGAAACAGAAGGAAGGCGGCUGCUUCGUUGAGCGGCGCUCCAUCCACAUCGUCGAUGGAUGGCCAAUCUACUCUGAUAACAGAGCCUCAGCCGAGCGUCGAGUCGAUGGAAGAACGAAUCUCGCCGCACUCGCCAGCCCCGGUCGAAAUCGAUGAUCCGAUGGAUGUUUUGGUUGAUAAUAUGGCAAAGUUACGGGUCCUGGGAGGUGGGGAGCACACGAGCAUGUGGUCCUAUGCCAAGACUAAAAAGGCACACAGCCGCAAUGCGAAAUAGAUGCUGGGCGAUGGCGAGCAAUUCUCGUUUCCCGCAGCUCCUGGGGGCGACCCAUGAAUCCAUGAGUCCGUAACAGCGUCGAGGACACCGUGCCCAACAGUGAUCGUGGGCGGGCUGCUUUGAUCCAAGUGGCAGAAUCUUGGCCCGGCCCAGAUGGCUCGGAU
Messenger RNA from Polychytrium aggregatum, 1496 nucleotides. RefSeq lists its product as uncharacterized. Lineage: Eukaryota; Fungi; Chytridiomycota; Chytridiomycetes; Polychytriales. The record is from RefSeq and is a predicted model, not a curated record. Bases 64 to 1332 code for a protein of 422 amino acids. The transcript is spliced from 4 exons.